UAUAUAGAUCUACAAAAUAAUCAAAAGCUUAACAUAUUCUAAAACUCUCCUCUUACCAAAAAAUAAAAAUAAAAAAUGGCAAACUAUGAUCGAGCAAAAGAUCUCAAAGCCUUCGAUGACACAAAGGCCGGUGUAAAAGGACUAGUCGAUUCAGGGAUAGUUCAUAUUCCCAAGAUCUUUGUUACACCGGCCUUAACAGAAAAUGAGUUCAGUGCUAAGAAUCUUGAUUCAGACUCAAACAUAGUCAACGUUCAAAUCCCAGUUAUAGAUCUAAAGGGUAUGAAUGGAGACGAUUUUCGACGUAGAAGAAUUGUUGAAGAGGUUGGUGAGGCAUGUAAGACUUGGGGAUUUUUUCAAGUUGUGAACCAUACUGUGCCACAACAUGUUAUGGAUGAGAUGAUUAGUGGAGUUAAAAGUUUUAAUGAGCAAUCAAGUGAGAAAAAGAUGGAGUUUUAUUCAAGGGAUAAUUUGAAGAAAGUGAAAUUUAAUAGUAAUUUUGAUCUUUAUUCAUCUAAAGCUGCAAAUUGGAGGGAUAGUUUAACUUGUGUUAUGGCUCCUAAUCCUCCUACUAAAGAUGAAUUACCAGAAGCAUGCAGGGAGGAACUACUUCAAUAUUCUGAGCAUGUAAGAAAGUUGGGCCAUACAAUAUUUGAGUUACUAGCAGAGGCACUUGGGCUUAAGCCCAAUCACUUAUUGGACAUGGACUGUGCAAAAGGCCAAUUCAUUAUUAGUCAUUACUAUCCACCUUGUCCUGAGCCCAAUAAGACUCUUGGAAUCACUAAACAUACUGACCCAGAUUUCUUCACAAUUCUCCUACAAGAUCAAAUUGGUGGCCUUCAAAUUAAUCACCAAAAUCAAUGGAUUGAUAUACAUCCUGUUACUGGAGCCCUAGUUAUCAAUCUUGGUGACCUUUUGCAGCUUCUAUCAAAUGACAAGUUCAAAAGUGCUGAGCAUAGAGUAUUGUCAAAACAAAUUGGGCCAAGGAUUUCAAUUGCAUGUUUUUUCACAACUCAAUUUCAGCCAUUUGAUACACUUUAUGGCCCAAUAAAAGAAUUGUUGUCUGAUGAAAAUCAUGCUUUGUACAAAGAAACAACAGUGAGAGAUUAUGUAUCUUAUUACAACUCUAGAGGACUUGGGGCUCACCCUUCCCUUCUUCAUUUAAGGCUCAAUCCAUCCAUUUGACACGUCUAAUAAAUGCUCGAAAUAUUGGACAUGUAUCUACUCCUUCAUGAUUUGGUUUUCGACUCGUGGAAUUAUCAUGUUUGUAGAUUGUGUUUCAAUCUCCAUUUCAAAUGAGUGUAAACAAAGAAGUGAAGAAGGAUUUAUUUAGUCAAA
Solanum verrucosum is the source of this 1335-nucleotide messenger RNA. Its product is annotated as 1-aminocyclopropane-1-carboxylate oxidase homolog 1-like. The transcript has 3 exons. The record is from RefSeq and is a predicted model, not a curated record. Lineage: Eukaryota; Viridiplantae; Streptophyta; Magnoliopsida; Solanales; Solanaceae. Bases 76 to 1182 code for a protein of 368 amino acids.